Phytomonas sp. EM1 is the source of this 1032-nucleotide messenger RNA. The record is from the annotation of a GenBank genome assembly. Lineage: Eukaryota; Euglenozoa; Kinetoplastea; Trypanosomatida; Trypanosomatidae.
AUGUUUCCAUUACACCUGUACUUCGCUAACAUCAGUACGAGGGAUUAUCCCAACUUCACCAGGGAGGAGCAUGACCUACAGAAGCCUGGAGUUAUUCUUGGAAAGCAUUACGCUCUCAGAGGCAUCCGCAUCGUGGUGCCGAUCAGCUGUGGGCUCUCGGUAAUGUAUUUUUAUUUCUAUCACAUUCCGCGUUUGGCGAUGGCAAAGCGCCCACUGGCUAAACUCUCGCACUAUUUCUACCCUAGCGCGGCCUACGGCACCCCCGUAGGCUUGCUCGGGGGGCUUACUUACGGUGCUAUUCAAGAGAACGCACGCCUCCGCGAGGACGUCUUGACAAACACGCUUCAGCAGCAGCGUCAGGCGGUUGAAGAGGCGCUACGGCAUUUUGAAAUCCGCCGCGCACGCGCCUCCGCGCGCGUUGAGGCGUCGUUACCCUGGUAUGUGAAGCCUCUGGUGUUUUUACACCUUGUGGAGGAUCCGGUGGCCGCCCAGCUGCGGCGCAUGGGUCUCUCGCGCAAGUCUUGGCAGGAUCUGGUCGAACCCAACAGUUUGCUCGGGGUUUCCAUGCGUUAUAGUAGGGUGGAGGAUCCGCGGUGGUAUCGGCCGUCAUCGUCGGUUGGAGACCCCUGUAAUGGACCGAUGAAGGAAGCCGCUUUCCAUCGAGGGAGUUCAAAGGAGGGGCAUGUGGUUUCAUCAGACCAGGAUCGCCUUGCCAAGGUAGGUCCCGGUGGUCGCAUCCGAGGGCACUCCCUUAGGGCAUCUGCACCACCUCCCCCAGCUCAGCCCUAUUUGAGCAAACUUCAAACAGAUGCUCUGGUAAGUCGAGUGAUGCAGCUACAGGCCUCUCCGGAGGAUAAUCGAUGGCUCCGUACUGGCGGUCGCUUCUCGCUUUACGGCAUGGUAACGAUGCUUGUUAUGCUAAACAACAGGGGCAUGUGGUACCGCACGAGCAUGGGAUUAGGCUUUGGGGUGGUCCUAGGAGCUGCGAUUUCAGCUACACGAUUGGAUGAAAUAUUUACUCAUUUACGAUAA